AUGUACACAGAGAAAGUUCUGCGCGAGAUGGGCUACAAGUUGGGAGCAACAAUCGGCGAGGGAAGCUACUCCAAAGUGAAAUUAGCCAUCUCCCAGAAACACAAUUCUGAGGUGGCCAUAAAAAUUGUGGACCGCAAAAAGGCUCCCCACGACUUCGUCCACAAGUUUCUACCCAGGGAGCUGACACUUUUGAGGGGAGUGAGACAUAACAAUAUUGUACAUGUGCACGAAUUCAUUGAGGUUUGCAACGGCCGACUAUACAUAGUGAUGGAGGCGGCAGCGACGGAUCUUCUUCAAAAAAUCCAAGAGGUCAAUUCCAUCCCCAUAGCCCAAGCCAAGACCAUGUUUUCCCAGAUUGUCAGCGCUGUGAACUAUCUCAAUCAAAACAACAUCGUCCAUCGGGACAUGAAAUGUGAGAAUGUGCUGCUGACUAGGGACAACCAAGUAAAGAUCACAGACUUUGGUUUUGGGAGGUUUGCUAAGGGCUACCCUGAGCUGAGCAGCACCUACUGUGGUUCAGCGGCCUACGCUCCACCUGAGGUACUGCUCGGAGUUCCAUACGACCCUAAGAAAUAUGAUGUGUGGAGCUUGGGUGUGAUUCUCUAUGUCAUGGUCACUGGGUGUAUGCCGUACGACGAUUCCAAUGUCAGCAAACUCCCGCGGGCUCAGCGCAAGGCCUUGGUCUACCCGGACGACGUCACCGUGGAAGAGCCAUGCCAGCAGUUAAUUGCCUAUCUGAUGCAGUUCAGCCCUUCUAACCGCCCGACAAUCCAACAGGUGGCAGAGCAGUCUUGGUUGCAAUAA
Oncorhynchus masou masou (cherry salmon) is the source of this 804-nucleotide messenger RNA. RefSeq names its product testis-specific serine/threonine-protein kinase 6-like. The transcript has a single exon. Gene Ontology annotation, cellular component: cytoplasm. Gene Ontology annotation, molecular function: protein serine/threonine kinase activity; ATP binding. The record is from RefSeq and is a predicted model, not a curated record. Gene Ontology annotation, biological process: intracellular signal transduction; protein phosphorylation. Bases 1 to 804 code for a protein of 267 amino acids. Lineage: Eukaryota; Metazoa; Chordata; Actinopteri; Salmoniformes; Salmonidae.